Messenger RNA from Penicillium macrosclerotiorum, 1422 nucleotides. Its product is annotated as phosphatidylinositol-specific phospholipase C. Lineage: Eukaryota; Fungi; Ascomycota; Eurotiomycetes; Eurotiales; Aspergillaceae. Gene Ontology annotation, molecular function: phosphoric diester hydrolase activity. The coding region runs from base 1 to 1422 and encodes 473 amino acids. The record is from RefSeq and is a predicted model, not a curated record. The transcript has a single exon. Gene Ontology annotation, biological process: lipid metabolic process.
AUGGUUGCCGAGCAUCUCACCAUCCGCAACAACACCAGCACUCCUAUCAUCCUCAAGCGCAUAGAGCGCUUCGAGGCACCGAAGGAGAAAAGGGGUGAUGAUAUCGCCACACUGGCCAUGAACUUCACUCGAGUUCUCACCAAUACCACUCGUGCCACGGAGCCAGUCAAGGCCAUUCUUCCGGACUCUCGUCCCUUCGACGAGCAGAAAGGCGUGGAUAUUCAUAUUGAACCUUUCACGACGAAGAAAACUGAACGAAAGGCGUUUAUCCACUCUGACAAGGAACGUAUGCGACUCACCUUUGAGGUUGAGGGCGAACGGCACUCGAUCCAAACUCCUGUGCCGACCACUGAGUCGGCGACCAUGAAUUGCGAGUCUGAGCACCCCAAACACCGCCUCACAGGCAUCUAUGUGACGCCCGAGUCGCAUCUCGCGAUCUUCUCGUCGGCGAACCUCAAUUCCUGGAUGGGUGAAUUGCGCGAUGGCACCCUGCUCUCGGCCCUGUCCAUCCCCGGCACGCAUAACUCGCCCACAUGCCUCAUCGCGCCGCCGUCGGUUCGCUGUCAGGCCGUCAGUCCUCGCGAACAGCUGAGGAAUGGAGUGCGGUUCUUCGACAUCCGAGUCCAACCUCAGUACCCCGACGACCCAAACAAGGAUGAAUUGAUCCUUGUCCACAGUGUCUUCCCCAUCUCGCUCACGGGCAAUAAAUAUUUCCGCGAUCUUAUGAAGGAAGUCAACGAUUUCCUUGAGCACAAUCCAUCCGAGACCCUAAUCAUCUCGCUCAAGCGCGAAGGCCCCGGUAAUGCCAAGGAUGAGCAGCUCGCUCACAUCUUGUCCCGUCACUACGCCCGUCCCGACAGCCGCUGGUGGGUACGGCCCAAGACUCCCACCCUGGGUGAGGCUCGGGGUAAAGUAGUCCUCAUACGCCGGUUCAACCUUCCCGACGACCUGAAGAAAGAACAUGGUGGUAACGGCUGGGGCAUCGAUGCUGCUGCAUGGGCGGAUAAUACCCCCAAUGCCACUUGCCCCAGUGGCCAGCUAUGCAUCCAGGACUUCUACGAGGUUCAGGAAACAACCAACAUUGAGAAGAAGAUCCAGUUCGUCAAGGAGCAAAUUGACCGUGCGAGUAAAGCUCGGUAUCCGUUUGGCGUGCUACCCGGACCACAGGAGGCUCGGCAAUAUCCCUUCUUUAUCAACUUCCUCAGCGCAAGCAAUUUCUGGAAAACCAAUACCUGGCCUGAGAAAAUUGCAGCCAAGGUAAACCCUGCCAUCGUUGACUAUAUUUGCCGACGGCAGAAAAAUGACGAUGGCGAUUGCUCAACCGGUAUUCUGGUGACUGACUGGGUUGGUUUGGAUGGGGAUUGGGAUCUUGUGCGCUGCAUUGUUGGCAUGAACGCCAAGCUGCAGUUGAGACAGAAUUAG